UUUAAAAACCAGUGUCAUAAGUCAUAACCGUCACCAGUAAAAAUAGACAGAAUUUACAAUAUAAUAUCUGUGCUAUUGCUGUCAAACUAAACUGAAAACAACUUUAUCGCAGAUUAAAGAACGAAAUACUUACAAUUAUAUUUGUUCCGGAAAUAAUCAUUUACGUUAGCAAAAAAAACAACAAAUCAUAUUUUUAAGUACUUGUUACGUUUCUUACUUUACUUGUGAAACACAUAGUUUAUUAGACAUACGUAAAGAUGAUUCAACCAGAUUAUCCAUCUACCAUUGGGCUGCUGGCCCAUCUGAAUUCGGAUGAAUUGAAAGAAAUGCUUAAUGAUGAUACGAAAUUCGAUUCCGUUCUAAAGGAUGUGAAACAGGUAAAAGAUUGGGACACAGAAAGGGAGAUGAUAAUAGCAAGUAACAGAUCUUUAGCAGAAUUCAAUUUGAGCAAGGAACCAGAAUUAGAGGAAUUAAAAUCACAGGUGCAAGAAAAAUCUGAAACAGGAGAAAAACUAUGCAGUCGUAUUCAGGAGUUGCUGAAUGAAUACAAGUCAAAAUCAGCAGGAAUAUCCCCUGAUACUACAUUAGCAUUGUUACAAACAGCUGCGGCCGAAGCAGAGGAACAAUCAGAAAGUGUAGCACAAGAUUUUCUCUCUGGCAAAAUAGAUGUCGAUAAAUUUCUUGAAGAUUUUAAAUCCAUUCGCAAAACUAUGCACCUAAGAAAGUUUAAAUCAGAAAAAAUGUGUGAUCUAUUGAGGACCGGAGGCCAAAGUUCCUAUGGUAAUGGAGUAAGCAAGCCUUAUUUACCAUACCCGAGCUACGGCACUCCCCAACGCAUGCCAAGUGUCCCAUACCCUAUAGGUCCUUUAAAUAUGCCAAUGCCAGGUAUGUAUGGUAAUCAUUUUUGAAAAUUUAAAGUUCUACUAAAAUUUAUUUUAUUAAACAAAAUUUAAUUAGGCAAUAGACUAGUAGGUGUAACAAGAAUGCCAGUGGAUGCGCUCAAAUAUGUCUAACAUACGUAUUACACCUCAGAAUUUAAAUGAACAAAUUAUGUAACAUAAAAAAACUGUCUGAAAAAAUUAUUUUUGGUUAUAUUAUUAGUUAUUUGAAUUCUUAUAAAAAAAUUAAAAGCAUCUUAUUUAAGAGAAAAAAAUAUAGAAGUUUAUUAAAAACUGAGAAGAGGUUCAAUUUAGUUUCUAAAGUUGAUAUAUAUGUACAUUUUUUUAUAUAUAGUAUAUGAAAAUCAAAAUUUAUGAACCAUAAAAAUAAUACCAAUUACAAUAAAAAAAAUCUUUAUUAAAUAAAUUAUGUUUAAGUAAAAAAUAUAAGCAAGGUGCAAAAGGAAUGAUAUUCUGAAAUUAAAUAAAUGAUUAAAACAUAA
Melitaea cinxia (Glanville fritillary) is the source of this 1381-nucleotide messenger RNA. RefSeq names its product vacuolar protein sorting-associated protein 37C (gene Vps37B). The coding region runs from base 258 to 908 and encodes 216 amino acids. NCBI's taxonomy places the organism in Eukaryota, Metazoa, Arthropoda, Insecta, Lepidoptera, Nymphalidae. The transcript has 3 exons. Gene Ontology annotation, cellular component: ESCRT I complex. Gene Ontology annotation, biological process: protein targeting to membrane; protein targeting to vacuole; ubiquitin-dependent protein catabolic process via the multivesicular body sorting pathway. The record is from RefSeq and is a predicted model, not a curated record.